AGCAGGCAUUAAUUGCGACUCAAGCGUGACAGCCUUUAACAUCUAACUAAAUCUCCACUCUUCUUGGUGACAUGCAUUAACUAUUAGUAUAUAAAAAUAAAUCAUGCAAUUUCAGGACCAGUACUACUACAUAUUUCGAGCUCCACAUAUAUCAUAUAACACCCAGCCCCAUCACUUAUGAUCUGUGGAAAUUCGGUUAUAAUUUGUAUAAAUAGGAAACACAUUUAAAAAGAGAAAUAACCAAAAGAGGAAAUCAUGGCUGAUAAACACUCACAUAAUAUUGCCGUAGAUGAUGAAGAAUGCCAAAGCAGUGGCAGCAAAAUUCAGCUUCUCAACACUACUCCACCGCCUCACGAUGAGAAAAGGAAGCACCAAUCUCUAACCCUGACUGAGCUACUCGGAUUAAACGAGCUUGCAUCAUCAGAGUUAUGGCGCGCAUCGGUGGGAGAGGUGAUCGGAACGGCGGUUUUGGUGUUCAUGCUGGACACAAUCGUGAUCUCGACCAUCGACGCCGACAUCAAGAUGCCGAAUUUGGUUUUAUCGGUGCUGGUCGCCGUGAUCAUCACCAUCCUCCUCCUCGCCGUGCACCCCGUCUCCGGCGGCCACAUCAACCCGAUCAUCUCCUUCUCCGCCGCCUUGGUCGGAAUCAUCUCCAUGGCGCGCGCCGUCGUCUACAUCCUAGCGCAGUGCCUAGGCGCCGUGCUCGGCGCGCUAGCUCUCAAAGCAGUGGUGAGUAGUACGUUGGAGCAUAAUUUCUCCCUCGGGGGUUGUACGUUGACGGUUAUAGCAGAGGGGCCCAAUGGGCCGGUUUCGGUGGGCCUGGACACGGCCCAGGGGUUUUGGCUUGAGUUGUUUUGUAGUUUUAUUUUCCUGUUUGGGUCGAUAUGGAUGGCGUAUGAUCACAGGCAGGCCAAGCAGUUGGGCCUUGUGCUUGUGUUUGGGAUAGUAGGGGUGGUUUUGGGCCUGCUGGUGUUCGUUUCAACGUCGGUGACGGGGCAGAAGGGGUACGGUGGGGCUGGGAUGAAUCCGGCGAGGUGCAUUGGGCCGGCGAUAGUGAGAGGCGGGCACUUGUGGGAUGGGCAUUGGGUGUUUUGGGCCGGGCCGGCGAUAGCAUGUGUUGUUUUUUAUUUGUACACCAAGAUCAUUCCAAGCCAGCAUCACAAGGCUAAGGCUUAUGACCAUGAUGUCUACAACGUUUUCAAGGUUAUGUUUGGGACCAAGACUAAGUAAUGACAUGAUGCCAGUGGUAUAACAUGAUGCACUUGACUUGGUUGUAGAGCAGAAACUAUUGAUAAAUGUUUUUGCAUCCUAUAUCUCCCAAUGAUGGAUAAUGAUUCAACCAUCAAAUUACAGCACGGCCAAGUUUGAUAGAAGAAUGCAAAUUUCACUUCUACGUAUCUGUUUUUGGUGUAAUGAUACAGCACAAAUCACUAUCACAAAGUAAUGUAUGGAAAAAAAUGGUUAUUGCAGUAGACAUUUGUUUCAUGUUGUUAUUGCAUUAAAAACCUUUGUGUUGUUAUGCAGACAA
This is a messenger RNA of Salvia splendens (bonfire salvia), 1528 nucleotides long. RefSeq names its product aquaporin-5. NCBI's taxonomy places the organism in Eukaryota, Viridiplantae, Streptophyta, Magnoliopsida, Lamiales, Lamiaceae. The record is from RefSeq and is a predicted model, not a curated record. Gene Ontology annotation, cellular component: membrane. Gene Ontology annotation, molecular function: channel activity. Gene Ontology annotation, biological process: transmembrane transport. The transcript has 3 exons. Bases 256 to 1230 code for a protein of 324 amino acids.